Tripterygium wilfordii is the source of this 1722-nucleotide messenger RNA. RefSeq names its product loganic acid O-methyltransferase-like. The record is from RefSeq and is a predicted model, not a curated record. Gene Ontology annotation, biological process: methylation. Lineage: Eukaryota; Viridiplantae; Streptophyta; Magnoliopsida; Celastrales; Celastraceae. The transcript is spliced from 5 exons. Gene Ontology annotation, molecular function: S-adenosylmethionine-dependent methyltransferase activity. The coding region runs from base 483 to 1550 and encodes 355 amino acids.
CUAUUUUUCUUUCUUGGCACAAACCUCAUCCGCUCAUUGACAAUCUUGUCUAUCUCCUCAACUUCCAUUCCAAGACCCAAACAACAUCGGCUUCUUCCUCUUCAUUCACCUUCUUUUUCUCCAUCUCUCAUUGAUAUGUAAUCAAGCAAAUGCAGAGAAGAGCUCUCGCGUAUGCUUCUGGGUUCUCUCGUCUUGUGAGACUCGGCUAACAAUGGAGGAAGGAAUGCCAGGUAUCAAGGAGACAAAAAGCCCAGCGUAUAAAAAUACUCUCAUUUCACUAGCGUUUGUUUCCCCGCUGACGGAGACGCUAGGCAUACUCCCUACCAACCAAGUCCUUAAGCGAAAUCAACUGUUGAUUGUGUCAAUAAAAAGCCUUAGCCGUUCAGAUCCCACAAACGGACGGCUCACAACCAGUCAAAACAAAAGAUUCAACACUUUCAUUACCAAAAUCAGAGAUUGAUUUGAACCAAAGAGAGAAGGAAAUGGGGAAAGAUGUAGCAGCAGCACAUCCAAUGAACAGUGAAGGCAGUCACAGCUAUACCAACAACUCCUCUUUUCAGAGAGGAGCUACAGAUGACACAAAGGAACUUAUCAAAACAAUGAUAAUGGACAAGCUUGACCUUGACAACUUUUCCAUGGCAAACACUUUCAGUAUAGCAGAUUUGGGUUGCUCUGUUGGGCCUAAUACAUUCAUUGCAGUGGAAAACAUACUUGAAGCUGUAGAGGUCAAGUAUGAAAGCCAAGGACUUGAGAGUCCUGAAUUUCAAGUCUUUCUCAACGAUCAUACUGAAAAUGAUUUCAAUAAGCUCUUCAAAUCUCUCCCUCCUAGUAGGAAAUACUGCGCGAUGGGAGUACCGGGUUCUUUCUAUGGUCGAUUAUUUCCUACUUCAUCUCUUCACUUUGUGUACACUUACUAUGCCCUCAAUUGGCUCUCUAGUGUUCCUAAAUCGGUGUCUGACAAAAGCUCUCCGGCUUGGAACAAAGGGAGGAUCAGUCAUUGUAAUGCUGGAGAUGAAGUUGUUGAGGCUUAUUCAGCUCAAUUUGAACAAGACAUGGAGACUUUCUUCAAAGCAAGAGCACAAGAAAUUGUCCAUGGUGGGUUGAUGACGAUUUUCGCUCCGGCCCGUCCUAACGGAAAAACUACUCAUUCUGAAUCUUCUGUCAAUUUGUGCUUCUAUCUUCUUGGAUGUUGUCUAAUGGACAUGGCUCAAAAGGGAUUGAUCGAUGAGGAGAAGGUGGAUUCCUUUAACUUACCUGUAUAUGCAGCAUCCUGUGAAGAAAUGAAAGCAGCAGUGGAACGAAAUGGGAGUUUUAGCAUAGAAGCAAUGGAGCUUCUACCUCAAAGAAAGCCUAUAAAUGGUAGCAAUCUUUUGUUUGCUGCUGCCAGAAUGAUUUCCGCUCACACCAGGGCCUCUCUGGAGGGACUCUUGAAGGAACACUUUGGAGAUGACAUCUGCUUAGACGAUCUUUUCGACAUGCAUGCUAAGAAAAUUCAAGACUCCUUCUCCUUCAAUCGAACUUUAUUAUUCAUUUUGCUUAAACGCAAGUGAAAGUUGCCAAUAUUGAAGUUGUAUGUGUUGUUGAUGAUGGACUUUCUGUUAAUGUCCAUUCAUAUUGGAAUAAUAUGUACGUGAGAUAAUUUUCUUUUCAGAGAGAAUGUAUUUAUGGGAAAACAAUUUCCAAGAAAUAAUAAAUAUCAAUGAUUUUGAAUAUGAUGCUGUA